Molecule: messenger RNA, 1506 nt
Organism: Puma concolor (puma)
Lineage: Eukaryota; Metazoa; Chordata; Mammalia; Carnivora; Felidae
Gene: CYP7A1
Product: cytochrome P450 family 7 subfamily A member 1
Biological process (GO): cholesterol homeostasis; bile acid biosynthetic process; cholesterol catabolic process
Cellular component (GO): intracellular membrane-bounded organelle
Molecular function (GO): heme binding; iron ion binding; cholesterol 7-alpha-monooxygenase activity
Source: RefSeq, a predicted model, not a curated record
AUGAUGACCGUAUCUUUGAUCUGGGGGAUUGUGGUAGCAGUGUGCUGUUGUUUGUGGCUUAUUCUUGGAAUGAGGAGAAGACAGAUGGGUGAACCACCUCUGGAGAAUGGGUUGAUUCCGUACCUGGGAUGUGCUCUGCAAUUUGGGGCGAAUCCUCUUGAGUUCCUGAGAGCAAUUCAAAAGAAACAUGGUCCUGUUUUCACCUGCCGAUUGAUGGGAAACUAUGUCCACUUUCUCACGAAUCCCUUGUCAUAUCAGAAAGUGUUGUGCCAUGGAAAAUACUUGGAUUGGAAAAAGUUCCACUUCACUACUUCUGCAAAGGUAUUUGGGCACAGAAGCAUUGACCCAAGUGACGGAAAUACCACUGAAAACAUAAACAAAACUUUCAUCAAAACCCUGCAGGGCGAUGCCUUGAAUUCCCUCACAGAAGCCAUGAUGGAGAACCUCCAACUUGUCAUGAGACGUCCACUGGUAGCUAAGUCAAACACGCCUGCCUGGGUGACAGAAGGGAUGUAUUCCUUCUGCUACCGAGUGAUGUUUGAAGCUGGGUAUUUAACCCUCUUUGGCAAAGAUCUUACAGGGCAAGAUGCACAAAAAGCACUUAUUCUAAAUAACCUUGACCACUUCAAGCAGUUUGACAAAAUCUUUCCGGCUCUGGUAGCAGGCCUCCCCAUUCAUGUGUUCAAGACCGCGCACCAUGCUCGGGAAAAACUGGCAGAGGGCUUGCGACACGAGAACCUCGGAAAGAGAGACCACAUCUCAGAACUGGUCAGGUUUCUGAAUGAUAUGCUUUACACCUUAGAUGACAUGGAGAAGGCCAAGACACACCUCGCUGUCCUCUGGGCAUCACAAGCAAACACCAUUCCGGCGACUUUCUGGAGCUUAUUUCAAAUGAUUAGGAGCCCUGAAGCACUGAAAGCAGCCACUGAAGAAGUGAAAAGGACCCUAGAGAAUGCUGGCCAAAAAAUCAGCUUUGAAGGCAGUCCUAUUUGUCUGAAUCAAAGGCAACUGAAUGAGACACCAGUGCUAGAUAGUAUCAUCAAGGAGUCUCUGAGGCUUUCCAGUGCCUCCCUGAACAUCCGGACGGCUAAAGAGGAUUUCACUUUGCACCUCCAGGACGGUUCCUAUAACAUCCGCAAAGAUGACAUCAUAGCUCUUUAUCCGCAGUUGAUGCAUUUAGAUCCAGAAAUCUACCCAGACCCUUUGACUUUUAAAUACGAUCGAUAUCUUGAUGAAAAUGGGAAGACGAAGACCACCUUCUACAGCAACGGAAUCAAGUUGAAGUAUUACUACAUGCCCUUUGGGUCAGGAGCGACCAUAUGUCCGGGAAGACUAUUUGCUGUGCAGGAAAUCAAACAGUUUUUGAUUCUGAUGCUUUCCUAUUUUGAACUAGAGCUUGUGGACAGUCAUGUUAAAUGUCCCCCUCUGGACCAGUCCCGCGCAGGCUUGGGCGUUUUGCCGCCACUAAAUGAUAUCGAGUUUAAGUAUAAAUUCAAACAUUUGUGA